Messenger RNA from Aspergillus tubingensis, 672 nucleotides. Its product is annotated as DUF3328 domain protein. Bases 1 to 672 code for a protein of 223 amino acids. Lineage: Eukaryota; Fungi; Ascomycota; Eurotiomycetes; Eurotiales; Aspergillaceae. Gene Ontology annotation, biological process: mycotoxin biosynthetic process. The record is from RefSeq and is a predicted model, not a curated record. The transcript is spliced from 3 exons.
AUGUGGUAUUGGUGGCGCAGGCCUGAGGCCCCCAAGCUGGAAGAGGCGGAGGAAGAGCUUCUACAAAGCGAUGUCAUCAGCAAUUCCUUAGGUUCAACACCGAUCCUCACAGACAAGGGCCAUACACUUCGCGUGUCGUGGAGCUGGACUCUCCAGUCGGUGAUGUUGGUGUGCUCCUUUGCAUUUUUCAUAUCAGGCUGUUAUGAUGAGCCAACAGAAGCUGCAUGUACCCGGAAGAUGUUUCCGUACUCACCUGCCUUGGAAGCCGUCGAAUAUCAUGAUGAGACUAUAAAGGGUGAAUUCAUGCAGCCAUCGCCUUUCCGCGGGACGCCGACGCCUGAGCUUGACGCCCGCUGGGAGGAAAUUGCAGAUGGAAACGCGUUCAAUGUUGCCUCUGAUAAGAUUCACCUCCUGAACAAAUCCAUCUCCCGGCCGUGGCAUCACACAGAUCCUAUAUAUGGUGGAGGAAUCGCAGCCCAAUCUUGGGGUAGCCAUCAGUUGCACUGCCUUAACAUUCUUCGUCAAGCGACGUUUGAGGAUGUUUACAGGAAAGCCGAUCGAUUGCCCGAGAUUCUCCGUGUCACCAAUGAAGUUCGCCGCAACCACCUUGGUAAGAGCCAUUUUGCCGCCAUCUCGGUGUUCUACAACCACAAAAUAUGGCCAAGAGUCUAA